Molecule: messenger RNA, 2167 nt
Organism: Malaclemys terrapin pileata
Lineage: Eukaryota; Metazoa; Chordata; Testudines; Emydidae
Product: acetylcholinesterase-like
Exons: 4
Coding region: 106-1824 (572 amino acids)
Biological process (GO): choline metabolic process; acetylcholine catabolic process
Cellular component (GO): plasma membrane
Molecular function (GO): acetylcholinesterase activity
Source: RefSeq, a predicted model, not a curated record
GUUGGAGCCAUCCAGUCAGAUCCAUCGUCCCCCGUUUGCUGAACCGUGAGCCACAGUGAGAGCCACAAAGCUGCAACUGCACUGGGGAGACGGACAGCUGCCGCGAUGCUGGGACUCCUCCCCUGCCUGCUCCUCCUGUCCCUGCCGGGCUCCAGCUCUGGCUCCGAUGACGACAGCACCGUGGUGCUCACCACCAGCGGCCCCAUCCGGGGCAAGCGCCUCCUGGCCAGCUCCGGCACAGUGACGGCCUUCCUGGGCAUCCCCUAUGCCGAGCCCCCCGUGGGGGUCUUGCGCUUCCAGAAACCACUUCCCCACCAGCCCUGGAGCCACGUCCUGGAGGCCACCGGCUUCAGCAAUGCCUGCCACCAGCCUUUGCUUACUGGUCACCCUGAGGCUAAUGUCUGGACACCGAAAAGACCGCAGUCCGAGGACUGCCUCUUCCUCAACGUCUGGGUGCCCCAUCCCCAGCCAAACGGGACGGCCCCCGUCCUCAUCUGGAUCCAUGGAGGGGGGUUCUUCACAGGGGCAGCCUCCCUCGACAUGUAUGACGGGCGCUUCUUAGCCGCCACUGAGAACGUGAUCGUGGCCUCCAUGAACUACCGGCUGGGGGCGCUGGGCUUCCUGUCUCUGCCCCCGGCCGCCCCAGGGAAUGCCGGCCUGUGGGACCAGCGCUUGGCGCUGCGCUGGCUGCGGGACAACGCGGCUGCCUUCGGUGGAGACCCGGCUCGUUUCCUGCUCUUCGGCCAGAGCGCCGGUGGUUCCUCAGUCAGCUUCCACCUCCUCUCUGCGGGGAGCCGGGCCCUCUUCACCCGCGCCGCGCUGCAGAGCGGAGCCGCCACCGCACCGUGGGCUUGGAUUUCCCUCGAGGAAGCCAAGGAGAGAGGCCGGAGGCUGGGCCAGCUGCUGGGCUGCACUGAUAGCGAUGACACGGCCCUGGUGGGCUGCCUGCAGGGGAAGGAACCCAGGGAGUUCCCCAAACACGAGUUCUCCGUCUUGCGCCACAAGGACCUGCUGGGGCUGCCCUUUCUGCCGACACCAGAUGGGGAUUUUCUCCCUGACACACCACCAAGGCUGCUGAGGGCCGGGCACAGCCAGCCUAUGCCAAUCCUGGCUGGGUUCACCUCCAACGAAGGUGCCUACAUGUUAAAAUUCAAUCCUCUUGACUUCAGCCUGGAGAACACCAGCCACAUCGGCUGGGAAGAGCUGCUGCAGGUGGUGAGGCUGGGAAUGCCAGGGGCCCCAGAAGAGGCCGUGCAGAUCGUGGCACGGCGGUACAGCCAGGAGAGGCAGGAUGAGGCACGGUAUUUAUGGGCCAUGGACCAAACCACCGGUGACCGCCUCUUUGUGUGCCCGGUAGCCGAGGUAGCUGGGCGAGAGGCGGAGGCCGGCAGUCCUGUGUACACCUACUACUUCACUCACCGCAUUCCUGGCUUGUCUUUACCUGAGUGGAUGGGGGUGCCACAUGGCUCUGAGGUGCCCUACCUCUUCGGGACCCUAGCAUUCAUAUGGGGUGCCAACUACACUCUCACGGAGGCCGAGACCGGGCUGAGAUGCAGGGUGAUGCGGUACUGGGCAGAGUUUGCCAGGAGCGGGAACCCCACAGGGUCAGAGGGCAGCAAGGAGCAGUGGCCCCUCUACAACUCCAAGGAGCAGAACUUCGUCCGCAUCAACACAGAGCUGCCCCAGGCCAAGGGGACAUCUCCCACCCAGCACUGCGGCUUCUUGGCAUCGCUGCUCAAAGAGACGCCGAGCCCCACAGCUGAGACCCACAGAACUGCUGACCCCUCAAGGAAGAAGGAACAUGAGGAAGAGAAGGAGAACUGAGCCCCAUAGAGGAAGCCAGGACCUGCAGCAUCAAAUCCCAGACGCCUACCACCAGCUGAGCAAAGGGAGUAAUUCCCCCAGCUGGGAGUCAGUAGACGGCUGCUGUAGUAAUUAAUCUGGCCACUAGAUGGGGAUAUCAUCCUAUUCACUUAGCAUUGACGACCUUUCCAGGCAUGUUUCCUAGCAGUAUGUCAUUCAGCCAUUAGAUGUCGCUGUGUGCAGCAUAUCGCUCCAGCCAAUGUGGUGUCCCUGGUAAACAAGGAAGACCACUCUAGACCGAGAGCUGUGUAGAAGCCUGUUUGGGUCAGUAGCUGCUUUCUUUAAUAAACGCCUUCUGUUGUUA